Magnolia sinica is the source of this 2022-nucleotide messenger RNA. RefSeq names its product probable protein S-acyltransferase 7. Lineage: Eukaryota; Viridiplantae; Streptophyta; Magnoliopsida; Magnoliales; Magnoliaceae. Gene Ontology annotation, cellular component: endoplasmic reticulum; Golgi apparatus. The transcript has 6 exons. The record is from RefSeq and is a predicted model, not a curated record. Gene Ontology annotation, molecular function: protein-cysteine S-palmitoyltransferase activity. The coding region runs from base 332 to 1591 and encodes 419 amino acids. Gene Ontology annotation, biological process: peptidyl-L-cysteine S-palmitoylation; protein targeting to membrane.
CUUUUGUUUCCAUGCUUUUGCGUCUUUUUAGCUCUAUCAAUUGCUUUCGUCUUUCCGUGCAUCGCAGUGAGAAUCGGAGCUUCCGGCAAUGACCGCCCCUUCCAUCCUCACCACCAACAUCAUCGCGUCAUUCCCAUCCAACUCGGCCGAUUCCUUUGCAACUCUCCGAAAAAUCGGCCGACUCGCCAACGCUCCUCUGUAGUAGCUCCGCCCUCUUCCCCUCCUCCGGCCGAACCCGAAAUAACAAGCCGAUCCGUGCCCGGCCAAAGAGGGUAAAUGUGGUAAUUACGGCGAGACCUGGAGGUGUUUGUAGAGCCGAGGUUGGGGCGGAAUGCAGAACCAGAUGAUGUAUUCGGCUCCCCAGCGCUCGCUUUCGAAUCGACGGAUCAUUGACACUCGUGGCCAGUCGAAACGGCUCUAUCAAGUCUGGAAAGGAGGCAAUAGAUUCUUCCUCGGAGGCAGGCUUAUAUUUGGUCCAGAUGUGAGGUCACUGGUACUUACAAUAUUGCUAAUUGUAGUUCCAGUGAUAAUCUUUGCUUCAUUUAUUUCUCAAAGACUAAUUAAUGAGUUUCAGCAUCAUCUCGGGAAGCUUAUAGUAGCUAUUCCGGUUAUCUUCAUGAUAUAUGUUCUUUGUAUUCUCUUCCUCACUUCUGGAAGAGAUCCGGGCAUCAUCCCUCGUAGUACACAUCCUCCAGAAUCAGAAGACGAUGGUGAUGCUUGUUUGUCGAUAGACUGGGCAGGAAAUCAGGGUCCCACCUCAUCUUUACCUCCCACAAAGGAUGUUCUUGUCAAUGGGAUGGUUGUCAAAGUCAAGUACUGCCACACAUGCAUGUUAUAUAGGCCACCACGUUGCUCCCAUUGCUCUAUCUGCAACAAUUGUGUAGACCGUUUUGAUCACCACUGCCCCUGGGUUGGGCAGUGUAUUGGGAAGAGGAACUACCGAUUCUUUUUCAUGUUCGUGUCUUCCACAACUAUGUUGUGCUUGUAUAUCUUUGCCUUUUGCUGGGUAAAUAUCAAGAAAAUAAUGGAUGCAUAUCAAUGUAAUCUCUGGAGGGCUUUUCUGAAGACGCCCAUGUCGGCUGUUCUAAUCAUAUACACAUUCAUAGCAGCUUGGUUCGUGGGAGGGCUCACAGCAUUUCACAUAUAUUUAAUCUCCACCAACCAGACGACCUACGAGAAUUUUCGAUUCCGCUAUGAAGGGAAGGUGAAUCCUUAUGACCUCGGGUGGGCCAAAAACAUUAGGGAGAUCUUCUGCUCGAGGAUUCCCAGUUCUCAUAACAACUUCCGAGCAAGGGUGAACGAGGACUUCGCCUCCUCCACUGCUUCUCUCCCUCGGGGCCACGUUCUCAGCCCGGAGAUUGCCAAGGCGAGCUUAACCAUAGAUAUGGGCAGCAAACGGCAGGCUGUUGCUGCGGAUGAGUUUGAAGAUAUACAGAACCAGAUUGGGUUAGAGAGAUCCAGGAGCCAGGCAAGGCACUCGAACUGGGUCCAGAAAGGCAACUGGGAAAUCAUGCCCGACAUGCAGGCAUUGCCCAGUGAGUUUGGAAUGGAGCACAAAGGCUUCACUGAUAGGGAGAAGAUAAGCCAUUGAUAUGGGGGCGGUCACAGGACAUGUCUAUUACUUAAAGAUGGCAAAUGACAACUAAUAUAACUAACAGGAACACAGUGGUGAUGGAUAUCAUUGUCAGAAACUGGGAAGAGAAGAUAAUUGAAACUGCAUGAGAUGCCCAAAUGCUCUUGGAAGGGAUUCGAGGGGCCUGACACAGGAUGUGUUGUUUGUAGAUUAAUGUGUUUUUUUUUUCUCUGUAGCUGGGAAAGAGACUCUGUACAUUUUGGUAUGUUUUGGUUUGGAUGCGUUUGGGGUGUAGUUGGUGUUUGUAUGGAACUUAGAAUAUGCAGAAAUCAAGGCCCAUUUGGAUCUUGAUAUUGGUAGUGUUGUUGAUGAGAUAUGGUUAUGUUUUGUUCUUAGGUCUGAUACAAAAAUCAUAGAAAUGGGAAUCAGCUUCAUUCAGUUAGUGAGAA